GAGCCCUGACGUCGGUUACCUCCCGCUUUGGACUGGGGCUGGAAGGCACUGCCAAGUGCACGUGAUCUAGAACAUUUCCCCAGUCGCCUGUGCGGGAGGUACACGUAUGGCGGUGCUCCCCAAGUACCGAUACAAGCGGCAACUAAAAUACGGGUCAGACGAUUGAAGCGGCCUCGCGCAACCGCUUUCCAAGGGGAAAGCUGUCCAGAUCCAACCCACAUCACGGCCUCCCGUCGUUCCCAUCCAGCUAGACCAUAGAAACCAAAGACCGCGCAAUUUUACCAGCAUACAAGACACUUUCGCCUUCGAGUCACUCGAAAGUCGCCCAGCGCAUCUGCAAUCGGCACCUGCCCCGUCACAACAACAACCAUGAUAACAGACAACGAAUUGUACCGCCUCGCCAUCUUUUUCGGCUCUGCGGCAAUGGUCCUCAUUGUCGUCUACCACUUCUUCGAGGUCAAUGCGAAGGAGAGCGAGCAGGAGGCUGUCAAAGACAAGGCUCCCAUCAAAGCCGGUGCCUCCCCAGCCCCGGCUUCCACCAAGACAAGGUGAAGACCUGCGAACUGGGUGUACGACUAGGAAGGACAUAGAAAGCCGGGUUUCUUUGGUGUCAAAAAUAGGAGUUCGCCAGUGCCGCGCGUGAGAAGCCUGCGGGCCGAGAGGUUGACAAACCGAAACGAAAACGGCGUGGGAAGCGGUCUACGAAUGGCUUUGAUACGGUUGACGGAGUGGCCUUGGUCUAGUGGCCGGCCCGAGACUCGCGAUACAACGCGACAGCCACGUACCUGUAGGCGACAGGCAUGUCGCGAUUCCAUACGUAUAAUAAAUACAACGCCAGCUCACAGCUAGGAUAGGCUUGGUGAGCGUGUUAUUACCAGAGGCAGAGACAAACAAGGUUCUGCUUCAGA
Lasiosphaeria miniovina is the source of this 908-nucleotide messenger RNA. RefSeq names its product Oligosaccaryltransferase-domain-containing protein. The transcript is spliced from 2 exons. Bases 370 to 552 code for a protein of 60 amino acids. Gene Ontology annotation, cellular component: oligosaccharyltransferase complex. Lineage: Eukaryota; Fungi; Ascomycota; Sordariomycetes; Sordariales; Lasiosphaeriaceae. The record is from RefSeq and is a predicted model, not a curated record.